AUGGACAGGCAGUUGCUCCUCUUAAAUCCACAAAAUUUGCAGAUAUGGGAUUUGGCGCUUAAACUGUUUCGAGAAGAUGUGAUUACUCGAGAAAAAGUUCAGUCCCGUCUUUUAUGUCAAAUACUGGAAGAAAUACACAAAGAAAGAUGUGGGGAAGCUAUUGAUCGACAGCUUCUGCGUACUGUCAUUAGAAUGUUAGUGGACUUGAAGCUGUAUGAUUCAGUAUUUCUUAACGAAUUUCUGCGUAAAAGUCAACAGCUGUAUACCUACGAAGCAGAUUCUCUAUCUAGACAGCUUAGUGUUCCUGAAUACCUACUUCAUGUAGACAAAAGGAUUAUGGAGGAGGAAGACAGAUUAGUUGUAUAUUUAGAUGCCAACUCUACCCGCAGCCUCCUCAUUUCAACGCUAGUUUCAGAAUUGUUAACGCGCCCAUUAGACUAUCUAUUGGAUAAUGGUUUGGUCAAUCCUUUAAAAACCAAACAAACAGCACAGUUAUCGUUAUUCUAUUCCUUAAUUUCAAGAGUUCCAAAUGGUAUUGAUAAACUACGGACACACUUCCGUAAUUACAUUAUACAAAUGGGGCGUGAAAUAGUAGAAAACCCAUUACAGGACGUUGAAAAGGAUCGUGCUAUGAUUCAGAAUCUACUGGAUUCACGUGACUUCCUUUCAGAAAUUAUAGGGUCAUGCUUCGCUAAUGACUCCAGUUUUAUGCGAGUUUUGCAAGAAGCGUAUGAAGAGUUUAUCAAUCAACGUCCAAAUAAACCGGCUGAAUUUUUAGCUAAAUAUCUUGAUUCCCACCUUAGAUCAGGAAAUAAAGCUCAAACAGAAGAGGAGUUAGACAAACUAAUGGAUAAAGCUAUGAUUUUGUUCCGUUUCAUUGAUGGAAAGGAUAUAUUUGAAGCAUUUUAUACUAAAGAAUUAGCAAAACGUCUUCUUCUCAACAAAAGUGCAUCGGUUGAUGCAGAGAAAGCGAUGUUAUCAAAACUAAAACAGGAAUGCGGGCCGAAUUAUACACGCAAAAUGGAAAUUAUGUUCCAAGAUAUUGAAUUAAGUAGACAGUUGAGCAAAAAUUUCCGUUUUUCACUGCCUGACAGUUAUGCGAUUGAAUUGAGUGUGAACGUCAUCUGCCCAGCAUCAUGGCCACCGUAUCCACAAACAACAGCCAAUUAUCCUCCUGAAAUGGUAUCGCUUCGAGAAGAAUUUACUCGCUUCUAUUUAUCGCAUCACCAAGGUCGAAAAUUGAUCUAUGAGCCAUCAUUAGGAAUGUGUGUUGUAAAAGCGAAAUUCCCAACAACGCCUAACCUCCGCAAAGAAUUACAAGUGUCUGAAUUUCAAGCCUUAGUAUUGCUACAAUUCAACCAGUCUGAUAAUGUACCGAUCACUUAUGCUACGAUAGCUGAAAAUACAGGUAUUGAAGAAAAGGAAUUGAAACGAACUCUGCUGUCAUUAGCUGCUGGAAAGGGACAACGUGUAUUAUUGAAAAAUCCAGCCAAUUUGGAAAUUGAAAAUGACCAUGAAUUUAUCUUCAAUACUGAGUUUUGUCAUCGCCUGACACGAAUUAAAUUCAAUCAGAUACAAUUAAAAGAAACUGAACAAGAACAAACGGCUACUGAAGAACGAGUAUUUGCUGAUCGUGUUGCCCAUGUGGAUUGUUGUAUUGUACGCAUUAUGAAAACACGUAAAACUAUUGAUCACAAUUCAUUGUUAUCAGAGGUCUACAAACAAUUACAAUUUCCGCUUAAAGCAAGUGAUGUGAAGAAACGUAUUGAAAAUUUAAUUGACCGUGAUUAUAUGAAAAGAGAUGCUAGUAAUGCUGCCACGUAUCAUUAUGUCUCCUAG
This is a messenger RNA of Trichobilharzia szidati, 1839 nucleotides long. NCBI's taxonomy places the organism in Eukaryota, Metazoa, Platyhelminthes, Trematoda, Strigeidida, Schistosomatidae. The record is from the annotation of a GenBank genome assembly.